UGCCAGCCAAACCCCAUGUAAAUUCCAAAAGAUUUAUAAACGCCUCAAGCGAAAGGUGCCUCUCCAGUUCUCAUCACUCAAUUCAAGCAAAACAAACCCACCAAGCAUCUCAAUUCUCACAGUUUUGCGGCCAUGGCUUUGGUGAUAAGGGCCGUGGCUCUGCUGACGGCAAUGACAUUAAUGCUGGAGUUGAUCCAUGCAGCCGUGUACAAGGUUGGGGGCUCUGCUGGUUGGACCGCUAGCGGUAACAUUGACUACAAACAAUGGUCUGCUACCAAGACAUUUCAAGUUGGUGACGUAAUCCUUUUCGAAUACAAUGCUCAAUUUCACAAUGUGAUGCGAGUUACACAUGCAAUGUACAAAGCAUGCAAUACCUCUGCCCCUAUUGCAACCUACACCACUGGCAAUGAUUCAAUCACUAUCAAGACUCGUGGUCACCACUUCUUUUUCUGUGGUGUCCCUGGCCAUUGCCAAGCUGGACAGAAGGUUGACAUUAAUGUGCUACGGAGCGAUGAAAGGGCACAAACUCCUGCAUCUUCUUCAAUGCCCUCCCCGCCAGUUCCUUCUGCCAAAGUAGCCGGGCCGGCCUCAAGUAAUGCCUUGUCAUUGAAGGCUUUGAGAAGUCCUUUUGGUAGCUUUGGUUUGGCAAUGGCGGUUUUGGCAACGUUUUUUUAUAUCAAUCUUGCUUAAUUUGGAGGCUUUGUUGUGCUGAGAAUUCGGGGGACGAUAGAUGUUGUGCAGGUCAAUGCAAUCAAAAAAGUGAUCUAUAAUCAUUUUGUUAGAAACUUUGAUCAAUUGUUUGGAUUGAACUCUGAACCUGGUACAUGGUUGUGUUCAUAUGAUAGACCCUAUCGGCAGUGGAUAGAACAUGGUGUGAGUUUUGAUCUCUGGUGUAUAGAGAUGGGCGAUGCACCUGCUUCUCAAAGGCUCUGUUGUUUUGCUGCUCAAAGUUUUAAUUUCAAAUAAGCAUACUACCGUUAAUAUAA
Populus euphratica (Euphrates poplar) is the source of this 986-nucleotide messenger RNA. RefSeq names its product Cupredoxin superfamily protein. NCBI's taxonomy places the organism in Eukaryota, Viridiplantae, Streptophyta, Magnoliopsida, Malpighiales, Salicaceae. The record is from RefSeq and is a predicted model, not a curated record. The transcript is spliced from 2 exons. Gene Ontology annotation, cellular component: plasma membrane. The coding region runs from base 133 to 690 and encodes 185 amino acids. Gene Ontology annotation, molecular function: electron transfer activity.